Molecule: messenger RNA, 1451 nt
Organism: [Torrubiella] hemipterigena
Lineage: Eukaryota; Fungi; Ascomycota; Sordariomycetes; Hypocreales; Clavicipitaceae
Source: the annotation of a GenBank genome assembly
GAAGAGCCUGCAAAUAACGAAUAUUGCAUUGGCAUUGUACUAUGACGCACGGAAAUGACUGGUGAAUUAAUUAAUUGCAAAUGUCGCUGUGGGCACGCGCCUAAACGCGGGGUCGCAGGGUAUGGUGGAGGGGAAACCACUGCGCCUCUAAGAUCUGGACUCUAUCAGUGUCACAACUUUUUAUCAUCGCUACUAUUUUCAAUUAUCGUCACAAAUGGCCUUCCAAUCGAAAGCGCUAGUCUGCCGUGGUCCAUUUUCACAGGGCAAAUGGGCCAUUGAACCCGUGCAACUACGUGAACUACGCGAUGACGAAGUGCUUGUCGAAAUGGUAGCGUCCGGUAUCUGCCAUACCGAUCUUCACUGCGGAAAUACCAACUUUGAGAAGAAUGUGCCUGGAGUGUACUAUCCCCGCGUACUGGGUCACGAAGGAUCUGGAUACGUUGUCCAGACAGGAAGCAGCAUCACGCAUGUACAGCCUGGUGACCCUGUUCUUCUUUCGUAUUCCUACUGUGGCGAGUGCUACGUCUGCAAAGAGGGUCUUCGAUCGCACUGCAUCCGCUUUUUCGACAUCAACUUUAUUGGCGAACCUGUCUUUGAAGGUGGCAUUGGUGGACGAUUCUUUGGCCAGUCGAGCUUCGCCAAGCACUCUGUCGUCAGCGGCAAGUCUGUUGUCAAUGUCAAAAGUGCCGAUCUGACCAGAGACGAUCUCAAGCUACUGGCGCCGCUUGGUUGCGGACUACAAACGGGCAGCGGCACAGUUGUAAAAGUCGCCAAAGCUGGUGUAGACGACUGCAUAGUGAUAUCCGGUAUGGGAGGCGUUGGCUUAGCUGCCGUCAUUGCGGCCAAGAAUAUCGGCUGCAAGGCGAUUAUCGGAAUCGAUAGACUAGACUCGAGGCUUGAUCUGGCCAAGACACUUGGAGCGACGCAUGUGAUUAAUACGACCGGCUUGGAAAUGUCGGAUACUGUAGCUCGCAUUCGAGAGGCGGCGGAAGGAAUAGGAUCGACCAUUAGCAUCGACACGACAGCAUUCCCACCACUUGUCGGCGCCAUGGUUGAGGCCUCGCGCUACAUGGGCAAGAUUAUUCAGGUUGGUACCGGUAUGCCCGGCGCAACGCUGGAUAUUCCCAUGCAGACCUUCAUGGUGAGCGCCAAACAAUACUUUGGUGCCGUGCAAGGCCACGCCAAGACUGAAGAAUCUGUGCCGCAAAUGAUUGGGUGGUGGAAAGAGGGCAAGUUUCCAGUAGAGAAGUUGGUCAAGAUGUAUGAUGCAGAGGACUUUGCGAGCGCAGUCAAAGCCAUGGAGACGGGCGAAACGAUCAAGCCCAUCAUUACAUGGUAAAGACUACCGAUAGUUAAGCUAGUAAUAGUUAACGAGUUUCAGAACCUCAAUUUCCACAACAUGUUUAAUGAGUAGCGGAUAAAGUCAUGGACUUCUAUAGAAUAAGGCGUGA